UUAAAAAAUGAUUUGAAAUUCCCUUUCCCCAUAUUUUACUAGGUCCGGUCUCUUAUGUAUAUUAAAAAAAAUGCAAUAUAUACCUUUAAUUUCAUUGUUUCACGAUCCAAAUUAGCUCAUAACCUUGCAAAUUGAUAGUUUAUCUUUGAGAAAACAAUAUCAGAACAUUAUUGUUGUAGACUGCUUGCUUCCUUUCUUUUCUUUUGAUACGAAACUAUUUAGGAGCCGGGGAGGUUAUAUCUGUUGUAGACUGCAGGUCAGGGCAAAUCACCAACCCACAAGGGGAUUUACGAAUCCUUUGAGACUUUUCAGACUUACAGAUCAUCUACCAAGAGGAGAUCGUGAAGGUUCGAACUUUAGUGCUUUGCAUCUAAAUUCUAAAUCUUAACUACUUGUGCUAACCCCUAUUGGCACUGCUUGCUUCCUUUCAUUUUCACACAUUUGGCCCCCUCGAUCUAGAUGCUCCCUGAGUAGCAUACCCAAACUAGGAAAGCAAUGCUGGCAUUUCCUAGCCAGCCUGUAUAUUCCCACAAAUGAUGUGCCACACAGGAAACAAAGAGCUGCAUGUCAACUUCACUCUUUUGAAAUAUGCACUUCCUCUUCAAUAAAAAAAGAAAGAAAGCAUCCUUGACCCUCUCUCUUUAACUUUCCAAGCUACAGCUUCAAUGAUCAUAAGAGAAUUUCCCAUCCCAAUUCACAAAAAGUACUAUAAAAUCACUCUCUAGAAAGCAAAUAUAAGGGUGUUUUGAGAAACCCAAAAAUUGUCUGAUCAAUUUGAUUCUUCUCCUAGCUUUGUUUAAUGUUAUAGAGUCCCUUGUUGGCCAUGACAGAUGACACUUGUUGGCCUGUGAGAAUUAAAAAAAAGAAGGGUUUCCAAGGCAUGAAUUGUCCAAAAAUAGCUAUAUUCCUUGUUGCCUCACCUAACUGUCAUUUUUUUUUAGAAUAAGAAGUUUAUAGGUACAAAAUUUGGCAACUCUUAAGAAUAAGAAUCUGUAUAAAUUAGGAGUUCAAACAAUUCAAAAGGUGAUCACAUCAAUUAAAGUUGAUUAGAGGGGCAAAAUAAUGGUGUUUUGUUAUUCUAUCAUCUUUUCUCAUUCAUUCUUUCUCUUAUUCUUAUGCUGUGAAUGAAACAGGCAAACAGGCAAAUGAGAGAUUAAACUCUUCCAGCAAAGUGGAGUAAAUGGAAAUAUCAAUUAUGGCAUUACCCCUUCAUAGAGACAAUUUUGUUUGAAAUAAAACCGUAACACUUUAAAUUCAAGACGGACAAUACCUCAUUGAAUGCAAAUCUAUCCUACUAUAACAAAUUCUACUUUUCUCAGCUAAAUCAGAAGUCAAUAGAGAAAUAAGAGAUGGUUAGUUCAUGAAUGAGCUGCAAAAUCUAAAGCAGACAUUUGGCAGGUACUGGCUGGUCAAGAGUUAGUGAAAAAUAUUGUCCAUCUCCAUCCUUUACAGCACAUAAAUUAAAGCCUUCCAAUAUGUUUAAAAGUCCUUAAAUGCAGGCUGGGAUCAAUAUCCCACAGCAUCAAGCAACUCUAUGCUUGAUUCUCCUGUUGAGAGACAAGUUAUGAUUACCAACUAGAAAAUGAUUUCUGACGUCUUAAAAUAUCUCGGAGAACUGCAAAAUCACAUUGCCUGUAAUAACCUAACCCAGUCCAUAAUCUUACAUCUGAUCUCAAGUUAAUUUUUUGCUCAAUAUUAAGGUUUUUGAAUUAAUCUUUUGAUACUUACAAGCUGAACUGGCAAGUGUGAAUUUAUUGUUUGUCAUCCAAUAAACUUUAUCAGCUCUAGGGCACGUUUAGGCCCUGGAGAGGAAUCUGGCUUUCAAUCUCCAUCAACCUUUAUGACAAAAAUGAAAGGCAGGGCUUCUACUCAAGAACAAUUUCUUGUCAUUUUAUCUGCUAUAUACAGUGAUAUUUUACUUGUGACAAAAGGAUUCCUUGAGAGUGGAUAUCCAUGCCUUCAUACACCUAUAAAGCUACUUUGAUCGUUGUUGACUAAUGAAACCAUGCAUAGGCAAAUGAUUUAGCUCUAUCAUCUGUUCUCACACUUUAAUUCUCUUCUGUGGUCGGUUUUGGAUAUCCUAAACCGCACAUAAAUAAUUCAAUUAUGGAUGGAUGGAUGCUGGCUUGAUCACGGCCAUCCAAGCUAAAGCAAAUUCCCUCUGGCUCAACAUUUCAAGGUCCAUAAAGAAACACCGACUCUUUUCUGAAUCCACAUCCCCCCUUCUCUUUCCCUUUAAGAUUUGAUAAUGACCCUUGAAGCCUAACCAAGCUAUAGCUAGCAGCAAACGCUCCCUCCCUCUAACCCAGAAGAAAAGGAGAUUCCUUGCAUGCCCCACAUCUUUUGCCUUUGAAAUAUUCCUUAUUAGGCGUGUACAAAUAAAAGCCACCUAUUGAUUCUUCCUUCAUACUCUCCACUAUCUCGAAUAUCUCAUACAAAGCUUAAUCUCCUCCAGGUUUCUCCAUUCCUAGGCCUCAUGGUGCCGGAGUUUGAGAAACCUCAAGUCACCGAGAUACAAGUCCGAAUGGACUGCAACGGCUGUGUACAGAAGAUCAAGAAAGCGCUGCAUGGCAUUCACGGCAUACAUGAGGUUUAUCCUGAUAUUGCUCAACAGAAACUAACAGUGAUAGGCUGGGCAGAUCCAGAAAGAAUAGUUAAGGCAAUUAGGAAAACUAGGAAGAUUGCAACAAUCUGUUCCCAUUCAGAACCAACACAAGCCGCUGCAGAGCCAACAGAACAACCACCUCAAGGUGGUGCAGCAGCUUCAGAGGCAGCAAAUCCACCCCCAUCAGAAGCUCCACCAGCUAAAGCUGCUCCGCAACCUCAAUCACAACCUGAAGAAGCUCCACCUGCAGAGCUACCAAAAGAUGAACAGCCACCGGAUAAUCCACAACCAGAGCCAGCACCUGCACCUGCAGCUACUGAUGCCAAUGCCGGCCAGCAACCACCACAACCUUCUGGAUCAAAAGAUGUUGGAGAAGUUCAUCCAAUAUGCCCCCACCCACCUGAUUAUGGACAUAGAUAUGGCUAUGUUCACAGCUAUGGAAGGCCCUGGAGCAGACAAUACCCCAAUAGCCAAGGCAAUUUCUAUCCUGAGCCAGUAAGCACACACCCUAAUAGCCAAAUUUUCCACCAUGAACCACCUCAACAUGCCUUUGUAACUCACAGCUACAACACAUACAAGCCAUCACCAUAUGUAACAGAACAUGAAUAUGUUCAUUCACCACCACAAUACACGCAUUACAGUAGGAUUGAUCACUACAAUGAAGACUAUCACAAUAAUUACAGUAGUGGCAGCAGCAGCAAUGGCAAUGGAAAUAUUACAUCCAUAUUUAGUGAUGAAAAUCCCAACGCUUGUAGAAUAAUGUAGAUAAAUUUAGCAAGGAAGAUAUGAACAGAAGGGGCUCUUUCUUUAGCCUCUGCUAGGAAGACAGCUAAUAAAGAAUAAAUCAUGGAGAACUAUAGAAUCUUGAGGCGGCAAUGUAAAAAAACUGCACAUGUUGAGGGAGGUAUAGAUUCUAUGCUUGUAAGUGCUGGAAGAACCAAUUCUGCAAUCCACUUUUGAGCUCUGAGAGAGGUUUUAUUUGCUAAAGACAUUUUUAUAUUCUAGUUCUACAAUCAAUCUUCUCAGCCAGCCAACCAUCCGAUUUUGAAAAAUAUCAACAUCCCUUUAUAUUUUAUCAUUAUUGAUAUUGUUUCACUUUUAUAAAUUACAACAGUAAACUCCCGUUCCCAUACAUCUGUAAUUCAGUGACAAAAAUAACCAG
This is a messenger RNA of Durio zibethinus, 3767 nucleotides long. The record is from RefSeq and is a predicted model, not a curated record. Lineage: Eukaryota; Viridiplantae; Streptophyta; Magnoliopsida; Malvales; Malvaceae.